AUGUCUCCCAACAAGAGUAUGGACGAAGAUACCACCUAUGGCAGAGGACCAAUCUACACCAUCGCCAAACAAUGCCUCUUCCAAUUUAAAAAGUUUGCCCGACAGCCUGAGAAUCAGCUCAAAGAGACGAUUUCUACAAAUAAGUGGCGGUUUCUAUUAUGGGCACAAAACCAUAGCGUAUUCGCUCACAAGAGUGCCAGCUUGGACACUCAAUUGAUAAUAAAGCCCGAGGUUCGAGACCUCGUGAUAGAGAUGCUAGAUGUUCUCCACAAGGACUUGUGCCAAUUGGUAAACAGUCAUUGGGAAAGAUUGCUUGAGCAAUGCAGCACUUCCCUCAACAGAACCGGCAAUACCAGCUCGAAUGAUGGUCCUCAGUUGUUGCUUUCGGGGAGAGUAACAGGCGCCAUGGCAGGCAUCGUCGGAUCUAUCGACAGACUAUACCGCCUUUCCGUUAGUAUUAGAGCGCCUCCAACGGAUUAUUCAAGUCCCGCGGAGAGAAUCAUCUAUUUUGCAAAGCAACUUCCGAGAGAUGGUUUCGAAGACAUGACUUCGCUGAUCUUAAAGUCCAAGUUUCCAAAAGCUGAAGACAGACUGAUCACGAAGUUAACCAAAAGUGUUGUAUUUCGCCGCCAUCGACUAUUGUACCAGCGCCAUAAUAACGCGAAAUUGAUUCAAGCCCGAUGUUUGAUUGCAACUGAAGUUGUGGGGCUGCUAAAUUCGAUGUCUAAAGCUGGGAAAGGCCGGUUGGAGGAGCAGCGUCCCAUCAAAGCGGACCAAGCGAAGCAGCAUAAACUUCAGAAUCAAAGUCUGCAUCAAUACGAAAAUGCUCCAGAUGAUGAGCUAGCCUGCGUCACUAAUACAACGAUCUUGGAAGAGGAUUGGGUUGAUCAGAAACACGUGGAUUACGAUAUGGAGCAUUAUAUCUGCCUCUCUGAUAAAUGUAAAAAGCCUCUCUGCUACUUCAAAACCUUUGACUCUUGGAUGAAGCAUAUGUGCUCAGAGCACGGGCAAGACUGGCCUCGGUUUAUUUAUGCGAAAAAGAGCGAAUGGAGAUGUGCACUCUCGAAGGCACACAAUACUUUGUUCGCGGACCAGGAUUCACUUCGAAAGCAUCUCGAGAUUGAUCACUCGGAGGAAUACCUCGAUCAGAGCGACUUACAGCUCAUUGUAGACCACUGCAAAAUUGCUCUGCCCAGAGCCCCGGACAUCUGUCCGCUGUGUGAGGAAUCCGUCGAUGAUCCGGAACCCGCAGCGCAGCAGUCGAAAGUCGAGAAUGGCAAACGUCCCAAAAAAAGGGUUCGGUGGGCUGACGAGGCUGGGGGAGAACUAGAGAGUGAAGAGAAGACGAGCAACACCAAUUCGGGAGAACUACAGAGUGAAGAGAAGAUGAGCAAAACCAAUUCGAAAAUUGCCGCCCAUAUUGCUCGACACUUAAAGAGCAUAUCUUUUUUAUGCCUUCGGGGUCUAGGACCUCAAGUAAAGGGAAGGCAGGAGUAG
This is a messenger RNA of Trichoderma virens Gv29-8, 1497 nucleotides long. RefSeq lists its product as uncharacterized. The record is from RefSeq and is a predicted model, not a curated record. The coding region runs from base 1 to 1497 and encodes 498 amino acids. The transcript is spliced from 4 exons. Lineage: Eukaryota; Fungi; Ascomycota; Sordariomycetes; Hypocreales; Hypocreaceae.